Molecule: messenger RNA, 300 nt
Organism: Diaporthe citri
Lineage: Eukaryota; Fungi; Ascomycota; Sordariomycetes; Diaporthales; Diaporthaceae
Exons: 1
Coding region: 1-300 (99 amino acids)
Source: RefSeq, a predicted model, not a curated record
AUGGCUGUCCUAUCCACAAGCGCCACCGAACUUAGACUGGAUUUGAUCCCGACAUCGUCACAGAUCCUGUCCAUGUCCACUUUGGCACGCGGGGGCAUUUUACUGGUCACAUUUGGCCUCUUCCGACUGGUCUACACUUGGCUGCGCUCUAUCUAUCGUGUGCAUUUCCAUCCUCUGGCAAAGUUUCCAGGCCCACGGGAAGCGGCUAUUUCCAGGGACUGGGAAUUCAAGAUUACCUCGGAGAAGGGCGCAUAUCCCGAGAAGGUGUACGAGAGGCUUCACAAGGAAUACAGUGAGUAA